This is a messenger RNA of Gorilla gorilla gorilla (western lowland gorilla), 4055 nucleotides long. RefSeq names its product cyclin dependent kinase like 3 (gene CDKL3). The record is from RefSeq and is a predicted model, not a curated record. Gene Ontology annotation, molecular function: ATP binding; protein serine/threonine kinase activity. Bases 60 to 1838 code for a protein of 592 amino acids. NCBI's taxonomy places the organism in Eukaryota, Metazoa, Chordata, Mammalia, Primates, Hominidae. The transcript has 12 exons. Gene Ontology annotation, biological process: protein phosphorylation; positive regulation of dendrite morphogenesis; negative regulation of axon extension. Gene Ontology annotation, cellular component: nucleus.
AACGUUUAACAUUUUCCAUUUUCUUUCUUUCUAUAAAGUAGUAAAAGCCCAGCUUGAAAAUGGAGAUGUAUGAAACCCUUGGAAAAGUGGGAGAGGGAAGUUACGGAACAGUCAUGAAAUGUAAACAUAAGAAUACUGGGCAGGUAGUGGCCAUUAAGAUAUUUUAUGAGAGACCAGAACAAUCUGUCAACAAAAUUGCGAUGAGAGAAAUAAAGUUUCUAAAGCAAUUUCAUCACGAAAACCUGGUCAAUCUGAUUGAAGUUUUUAGACAGAAAAAGAAAAUUCAUUUGGUAUUUGAAUUUAUUGACCACACAGUAUUAGAUGAGUUACAACAUUAUUGUCAUGGACUAGAGAGUAAACGACUUAGAAAAUACCUCUUCCAGAUCCUUCGAGCAAUUGACUAUCUUCACAGUAAUAAUAUCAUUCAUCGAGAUAUAAAACCUGAGAAUAUUUUAGUAUCCCAGUCAGGAAUUACUAAGCUCUGUGAUUUUGGUUUUGCACGAACACUAGCAGCUCCUGGGGACAUUUAUACGGACUAUGUGGCCACACGCUGGUAUAGAGCUCCAGAAUUAGUAUUAAAAGAUACUUCUUAUGGAAAACCUGUGGAUAUCUGGGCUUUGGGCUGUAUGAUCAUUGAGAUGGCCACUGGAAAUCCCUAUCUUCCUAGUAGUUCUGAUUUGGAUUUACUCCAUAAAAUUGUUUUGGAAGUGGGCAAUUUGUCACCUCACUUGCAGAAUAUCUUUUCCAAGAGCCCCAUUUUUGCUGGGGUAGUUCUUCCUCAAGUUCAACACCCCAAAAAUGCAAGAAAAAAAUAUCCAAAGCUUAAUGGAUUGUUGGCAGAUAUAGUUCAUGCUUGUUUACAAAUUGAUCCUGCUGAGAGGAUAUCAUCUAGUGAUCUUUUGCAUCAUGAGUAUUUUACUAGAGAUGGAUUUAUUGAAAAAUUCAUGCCAGAACUGAAAGCUAAAUUACUGCAGGAAGCAAAAGUCAAUUCAUUAAUAAAGCCAAAAGAGAGUUCUAAAGAAAAUGAACUCAGGAAAGAUGAAAGAAAAACAGUUUAUACCAAUACACUGCUAAGUAGUUCAGUUUUGGGAAAGGAAAUAGAAAAAGAGAAAAAGCCCAAGGAGAUCAAAGUCAGAGUUAUUAAAGUCAAAGGAGGAAGAGGAGAUAUCUCAGAACCAAAAAAGAAAGAGUAUGAAGGUGGACUUGGUCAACAGGAUGCAAAUGAAAAUGUUCAUCCUAUGUCUCCAGAUACAAAACUUGUAACCAUUGAACCACCAAACCCUAUCAAUCCCAUCACUAACUGUAAUGGCUUGAAAGAAAAUCCACAUUGCGGAGGUUCUGUGACAAUGCCACCCAUCAAUCUAACUAACAGUAAUUUGAUGGCUGCAAAUCUCAGUUCAAAUCUCUUUCACCCCAGUGUGAGGUUAACUGAAAGAGCAAAAAAGAGACGCACUUCUUCACAAUCUAUUGGACAAGUUAUGCCUAAUAGCAGGCAAGCGGAUCCAGGUCCUAUUCAAAGUCAGAUGGAGAAGGGUAUAUUUAAUGAGCGAACAGGUCACAGUGACCAAAUGGCAAAUGAGAACAAAAGGAAGCUGAAUUUUUCCAGAUCUGACAGGAAAGAAUUCCAUUUUCCAGAAUUGCCUGUCACAAUACAGUCAAAAGAUACAAAAGGAAUGGAAGUUAAACAGAUAAAAAUGCUGAAGAGGGAGUCAAAGAAAACAGAUUCAUCUAAGAUACCAACUUUACUUAACGUGGAUCAAAAUCAAGAAAAACAAGAGGGUGGAGAUGGCCAUUGUGAGGGGAAGAAUUUAAAGAGAAACAGGUUUUUUUUCUGGUAGUGUCUUUUCUUUUAAAUAGUCCUAAAAAUACAAGAUGACAACUCUUCCUGUUUUAUUUAUCUACAAUAGAAAUGUGAUGUGAGUUGUUGUUAAGACAGCCAUCCAUGUGCAUGAGCAUCAUCCAGCUUUUUUUUGUUAGCAAAACAUUUACUGUUUUCUUUUCCCUUUUAAGACUCUGUUGAUGUGAUAAUUUGAUUUGGAGUUAUAAAGUCAUCUCUUCUCUGCCUACUUCUUUUUUUUGCCAUGAUUACUGAGUGGAUAACACAAGCCGUGACAUGAUACAAACUGUACUUAUACUUAAUGAUCUCUGCCUUCUCGUAGCCACAUAACCUCGAGUCAGUUAUCUCCUAUAACACACAGGCCUCUUUAAAUGAGUUCUUAAUAAAAUAUUUGAUCCGUUGUUUUAAAAGCUAUUCAUGGCUGGGUGCGAUGGCUCAUGCCUGUAAUCCCAGCACUUUGGGAGGCUGAGGCAGGCGGAUCACUUGAGGUCAGGAGUUCGAAACCAGCCUGACCAACACGGUGAAACACCAUCUCUACUAAAAAUGCAAAAAUUAGCUGGGCAUGGUGGUGCACACCUGUAAUCCCAGCUACUCAGGAGGCUGAGACAGGAGAAUCGCUUGAAUCCGGGAGGCCAAGGUUGCAGAGAGCCAAGAUCAUGCCAUUGCACUCCAGCCUGGGAGAUAAGAGCGAGACUCUGUCUCAAAACACACACACACACACACACACACAAGCUAUUAAUGGUCGGGCACAGUGGCUCACGCCUAUAAUCCCAGCACUUUGGGAGGCUGAGGUGGGCAGAUCACCUGAGGUCGGGAGUUUGAGACCAGCCUGACCAACAUGGAGAAACCCCGUCUCUACUAAUAAUACAAAAAUUAGCCGGGUGUGGUGGCACAUGCCUGUAAUCCCAGCUACUUGGGAGGCUGAAGCACGAGAAUCGCUUGAACCUGGGAGGCGGAGGUUGUGGUGAGCCGAGAUCGUGCCAUUGCACUCCAGCCUGGGCAACGAGAGUGAAACUCCGUCUCAAAAAAAAAAAAGAAAGAAAAAAAGAAAAAGCUAUUCAUUACAUUACAUGGUUAAAAAUAUGUUCUGUUGGUCAGCAAUGAAAGCACUUAUUUAUAAUUUAGCAGCAUCUCUGGUCUAAAAACAAAGAAAAUAUAUAAUGUUUAUAAAAUAUUUAAAAAUAAUGUGGUAUUCAAAUGUUAAAUUGUUUUAUCUGUGAUCUGAGGGACCAAAAUAGACGCCCCUUUAUCAACUAAGAUGGACCCUAACGUUAAGGAAACAAAAAUUACCUCUGGGUUGAGGGUUUAGGGCUCAGCUCACAUGACAACUUUCUAAAUUCCUAGGCUGUAAGAAAAAUCACACUCUCGCUGGGCACGGUGGCUCACGCCUAUAAUCCCAGCACUUUGGGAGGCCAAGGCAGGCGGAUCACCUGAGGUCAGGACUUCGAAACCAGCCUGACCAACAUGGCAAAACCCUGUCUCUAGUAAAAAUACAAAAAUUAGCCAGGUGUGGUGGUGCACGCCUGUAAUCCCAGCUACUCGGGAGCCUGAGGCAGGAGAAUCGCUUGAACCCGGGAGGCAGAGGUUGCAGUGAGCUGGAUGGGGCCACUGCACUCCAGCCUGGAAGUCAAGAGUGAGACCACAUCUCAAAAAAAAAAAGAAAGAAAAGAAAAAGAAAAACCACACUCUUGCUAAACUCCCUAACAACAGGAGCUGUCAGGCAAAUUCCUAAUCCUGAUUUACAACCUAGACUACUACACCUCUGAAUGAAUAGAGAUCCGAGUGUGUGUGUGUGCGUGUGUCUCUGUGUGUUUGUGUGUGUGUGUGUGUGUAGAGACAGGGUCUUGUUCUGCUGCCCAGGCUGGUCUUGAACUCCUGACCUCAAGCAGUCCUCUCACCUUGGCCUCCCAAAGUGUUGGGAUUACAAGCAUGAGCCAGCACGCCUGGACGCAAACAUUCUUUCCUGAUAAGCAACUAUAGACCUUAAGUAAGUUUCAGCCAGUUUAUAGAGGCUGCACAAACUGUCUUUAUGUCUUAUAGUUCACCUUUUGAUGUAAAGAGACAAAUUCUACCUCAUCUUAAUGCUUAAAGUCCCAUUCCAAAGUGAACAUGGGAUGUAUAUUAUAUUUAUAUGUUUGCCCAUUGCACAUGUGCUCUGUUCCUCUCAUAAAUAUGUAAAACUUUCCCUGCAAAUCUGCUGAAUAUGUAUGACUCUCUU